AUGUGUCGCACCAUUCCUGAGCUCCUUCCUUCGGGCAUCCAGCAAUUAUGCGACGAGGCACGGGCUGCCCUUCUGACCCCAACAUAGGUAUUCCCUUUCCGAUCCCUUAUCCCUAUGCCAACUCAUGAAAGGUGUCCUUUCUUCUUUCCAGGACCGUACGUUGAUAAAUCCGGGUUUUCCUUAUCGAUCUCGAGCACGAGUGCACCAGAUUUACGAUUGUGUUUCUCCAGCCGCAAUCAUGUCUUCCGCAUUUUGGCUCAAGAUAUUCCCCUUUGGACUUUUUGUCUCCACUUCAUACUCCGUGGCUGUCGAGAAUUCCUUUCAACAAAAGGCGAUUGAGCCGACGGCUUCGGGCCAAAUUGGUAUAAAUCCAGUGACGGACUUUGGGCCGUAUUCUCAAUACAUUCCCCCUAUCGGCCCUCACUCUGAUGUUCUCGUUGUUCAAGAUGGUCAGACGCAGUGGAAGUGGCCUAACCCUAAUUACUUCACUGAAGUCCCAGUGACUACUACAAUCGAUAAUGAGGUCAAGACCAUGAUCUCCCCCGUUCAAAUCUCGGCAUCCAAGGCUACUGCUACCGCCGAUGGCGUCAACCCCGGGGACGUAACGAUAGUUAUAUCUCCAGCCUUGAAGAUCGAGCUCGAGAAUUUUGCUGUCGAUGUAGCUGCUGAAUGCAAGCUUGGGGCGAAAAUGAAGCGUGCGAAUGUCGCAGCUGCCCCUCUUGCCGUUCUUCAGUGCGUCACUUCCCAAGCUAUCAAGGCUGCUCAACCUGGAGGCCAGCUCGCCCCCGCUCUGGAAGGAGCUGGACUCGAGGAGACAGCCGCGGCUGCUGAAGUUCCUGCCAGUGUCGUUGAGUUAAUCGGAGGUUUAUUCGAUGUCUUGGUUGCUGCCGGUCAGAUCGCCAAGAACCAACUUCGACUACGAUCGAUAUGGAUUCUCUCAGUCAUUCUUCAGACAUAUACAUGGACCGGCCUCAUUUUAUAUCUGUACCGCCUUCCGUCCCAACCGAGCGAUAUCGCACAAACUAUAAAGCCUAGUGCGACGCCUACAGGAUGCGCUCCUGGAGCGCCCACUGGGGUCAAUGCGCCAAUAUGCCUAGACGAAAGCUGCCAGGGUUUAACCGAAUCCGGGCAAUGCUCUCUGGGAAAAUGGGAAGGCUGCGACUGCUUAGAUACUCUUGUCAUUGACGGCACCGCCCAAAUUGUCGACCCUGCUUGGUUCGAGCUUCAGCAAGAGAUCCUAGGUGAGGUCAUGUCAGCGGCGGACGAGGGUGUAGAAUGCAUUGUGAACGGCGGUUUCAAACUCUUCGACGGAAGCAACAGUACCGAGCCACCAGAGUAUUGCGUUUGCUCAGAACUCUACCGUGUUCCGUACACCCUCGGAGCCUAUUACCCCACAAUACCAUCCACAUCCGCUCCCUGCGCAUACACGACCCUCCCCGCGUCCCAGAUAGCCAUAACACAUCUAAAGACGACGCUACCCUACGAAUCGGUCACUUCUUGUCGAUCGCAUACAGCCACAACAAACAAUGAGGUUUACACUAGUUGCACAUGCAACAAUGAAAAGGGUUACAAUUAUCAAAUACCUACGACGGAUCCCACGACCACAAUUACGGAGGAAGGAUGCGAUUACCUUGUGAGGGAGGCCGAAACUGUCAGGGCAUCCAUGAGUGCAAGCACGGUUCCUGCACCCACACCUACGAAUAAAAACCCUCCCGCUCAGUCCGUCAACCUUGGCAUACUCUACUGCUUUCCCGACCACACAUCUGAAAGGGCGACUUGGUACAUGUCCUCGGACACAGUAAGCAAUGCCAUAGAACAGGAAUGCGAGAAAUGGGAUAGCAUGGCAUCACCGUGGAAGGUUGGACCAGGAGCAACCGAUCAAUAUUCCUUCACCAUCAACGUUCCCGACCCAAGCGCGGGAGGAACAUCGACUAACGUUCACUUCGUUAUUCGAUCUUCGAAGAACGAUGGCUGCCCCGUUCUCGAUAUCGGUGGGACCGAUAAGUCGCCGCUAUGCAAGGACAUCUUCGCGAACAGUAUUGUCAAUAAUUGUGACCACGAUCAGGACGGUGAGUCAUUCAAGAAGCAAGGUGGUCGCUUCGAGCGCGAUUGCUUGACGUGGAGUAUCGCCAGAGGCUGCGAUGUCGCUAUGAACCCUGACUGCGCCUUCAACUAG
This is a messenger RNA of Trematosphaeria pertusa, 2176 nucleotides long. RefSeq lists its product as uncharacterized. The record is from RefSeq and is a predicted model, not a curated record. The coding region runs from base 125 to 2176 and encodes 683 amino acids. Lineage: Eukaryota; Fungi; Ascomycota; Dothideomycetes; Pleosporales; Trematosphaeriaceae. The transcript is spliced from 8 exons.